UGAUUAUGGAGAGGUUCCAAUAACAGAUUUUUAUAUUUUUCUAUAGUUUUUUAUUUACUAGGGAUUUAUUUAUUGUGAAUUAGAUAUUUAGAGUGGUAUCGAACAUUCUUAGAUCUUUUUUCUCAGGUUUAUUGUAAAUCAAAUGUUAACUGUGAAAUUAUUGUGAUAUAGAUCUAAGUUACAUUAAUAUUUCUGCUUCACAAAAUAUAUGGAAAACCAACAUGCAUAUUAUUAAUCUAGUAACAGAACUCAGUAUCAAUCAUUUUUAUAAGUAUGUUCUGUGCUUUUAAAUAACUUGCAAGAUGACUUCGAAAGGCCCAGGGCUUUAUGAAUUUCUUAUUGAAGCUGAACUCCAGCAAUAUUUUGCUGGAUUCAAAAACGAUUUGAAAGUUCAGAAUGUUGCCCAAUUGAAGUAUGUAUGUGAUGAAGAUCUUCAACAACUUGGUAUGUCAAAACCAGAGAUGAGGAGAUUAAAGAAGUAUUUCCAAAAACAUUUCCCACAAACUUAUCUUUCAAAGUUUAAGAAGAUGAUAAUGCCACGUAAAGAAGAGGCCUGGGAAGCCAAUUUACCUAGUGAAGUUCCAGAAAGACCUCCAGUUAGAGUGCCAAACAAACAUAUUAUUCCUGCUGACUCUAUUAUUGUCAAUAAAGAAUUGGGUACUGGAGAAUUUGGUGUUGUUCAGCAAGGGGUGUGGACUAAUGACGGAGAAAGGAUUCAAGUUGCUAUAAAAUGCCUUUCUAGAGAAAGAAUGCAAAAUAAUCCCAUCGAAUUCUUAAAAGAGGCAGCUAUAAUGCACGCUAUUGACCACGAGCAUAUUGUUCGGCUUUAUGGUGUAGUGUUAGAUACAAAUGCUCUCAUGCUGGUUACAGAAUUAGCUGCUCUUCGCUCAUUACUUGAAUGUUUGAAAGAACCAUCAUUGAGAUCAAGUUUUCCAGUACUCUCCCUCUGCCACUUUGCAAUACAGAUUUGUGAUGGAAUGCAAUAUUUGGAGGCUAAAAGACUGAUUCAUAGGGAUUUGGCUGCCAGAAAUAUAUUAGUGUUUUCUAAAAAUAAAGUAAAAAUAUCUGAUUUUGGUCUAUCUCGUGCCCUAGGCGUUGGAAAAGAUUAUUAUCAAACAAAUUUUAAUGUCAAUUUAAAAUUGCCUAUUGCUUGGUGUGCCCCUGAAUGCAUUACUUAUUUGAAGUUUACAACAGCUUCAGAUGUUUGGGCAUAUGCAGUAACAUUGUGGGAAAUGUUUUCUUAUGGUUUUCAGCCAUGGGCUGCGCUCACUGGGCAGCAGAUAUUAGAUGCAGUUGAUGAGCCUGACCCCCAAAGGCUGGAAAGGCCAGAGUGCUGCCCAAAAGAAUAUUACAGCCUCAUGUUAAAGUGUUGGCAUCAUGACCCUAAUAAAAGACCAAAGUUUUGUGAAAUCAUGAAGCAGCUGCCUGAUUGUAAACCAGAGCAAGUGCAAGCUAUUCAAGAUUCAGGAGAUGAUAGACUGAAAAGAGACCAUUUAGUCUUCCGUAUUGGUGAUAUUAUUACUGUUCUUGACAAAAGUCCAUUACAAGGAAGUGCAUUAUGGAAAGGAGUUUUAAAUAGUGGCAAAACAGGUCUAUUUAAUCCUGCCCUAACAGUAGCUUACCUGGGUUCUAAUUUGCCUUCAAAUAAGCCAUCAGAAUUCGUUAGAGGAGAUGGAAAAAAUGCUUACUCUUCAAAAAGAAAUAGAUUAAAACCUGAAAUGAUCUCGGGCCCUCAGGGUGAUAUGAAGCAUACAGGCCAUGUGGGCCUUGAUGGAGCUUAUUUUGGAGAUAUCUCAUUUCUCGGAGGAACUAAAAAGUAUGAGCACGUACCUAAACAGGUAGUAGCACCGUAUAAACCAGGGACAGAUUCGGAAGAUACGGGUAGUAUUUCUACUGAUAGAGCCCCACUACUCAGCAACAUCACUCAUAGCAAUGGUUUGGGAUCGGAUUGGAAUUGUGGAAAAGAAUUAUCAGAUCAUGAAUAUCAUGAAAUUACUGACGAUGAAGCUGUCGACAGUCCCACAUUCCAGUUUGAUUUUGGACCGAGCCUUUUGGACGAGAUGGAUGCUGCCUUCCGAGACUACAAGUCUCCUCCUAGGCCAUCUUCACCUACUGCACAUUCACCACCUCCAGCUAAUGAUGAAGUUAUCAAUCGUAGAAAUGAAAUACAAGAAGCUGCCAAUAAAGGGAAAAAGAAACUGGCUACGGUUAAACCAAUUUCUUCCUCUGAUGAAAAAACAUUAGACACUGCUAUUGCACUUACUUAUGAGCUGGCAAACAAAUGUAUGGUUCAGCAAGGUGAAGUUAGUCCUGCUAAAAAUAAAUUAUCUUUCAAAUUUCCUUCCAGUUCUAACACUCUUCCAGCUCCAUCGAAACACCCUCAAACACGUACUGAAGGAAGGACAUUUUCAGAUGAAGCUCAAUCUAUACCUGAUGUGCAGGGCUCAUUGAGCAGUGAAGCAAAAGCGGUUUAUUCUCUUCUCGUCGAACAGCCUGUGGAAGCCAAUCCUCUCCGAAUUCUUAGGAAUGCUCCUCUUGUUCGACCCAAAGUUAGAGGCAAUAAACAUCAUGUUAGGAGCAAUACUAUCGGGUCUGUCGGAUGCCUAAAUGAAAGAAAAUUAUCUCUUCCUGAUGCUCCAUCAUACAGUGAAAAUGAAGAAGAGCAUGUUCCUGAUAAAGGAAAUGCUAUACCUUUACCGCCUAGAGACUUAGCCAGGACUCGGACGUUGUUAGCUGGGAAACCACGCCAUGAAAGGAAGCAUCCGCUUAUUAUUCCUACUUCAUCUAUUGCCCAUUCCAUUGCUCUUACUCAGAGCAAUCCUGAACCCACUUAUCUUGGAUUAGAGGAUGACCCACCACCUGAAAAGGAAGCAGUGGUCACAGAUAAACCAGUUGCUCCGAAAGAGGGUGAAGAUGGUUUUGAUGAACAAAUAGCUAAUGAGAUAGAUCUGCUCGACGACCUCGGGGAAGACCUUUCUACUCAUGUCUGAUCAUUGAGUAAAAGAUGAAUGAGUCAUUUUUGUAGAAUAUUGCAUUUUAAUUGUUUUUAUUUAGAAGGUUUUUAAAAAUAGACAUAAGCCUUAACUGUGUUGCAUAGAUACUAUUUUAGCAGCAUAUAUCUAGUUGAUUCUUAUAAUCAUGUUUUAGGAAUUUGAGCUUUGAUUUUUGAAGUCUUCUUCUCUGAGGAGACAUAACCUAGCAUUUAUUUUCUUAUUUAAAAUUCCAGAAUGCCCAAUAGUUUCCAACUAAAUGUUAAGCACAUUUAUGUAUAAUUUUUGUGUUAUCAUAGUCCAAUUUAUCUUUUCUAUAUCAACAGAACAUGGUUUUGUG
Molecule: messenger RNA, 3330 nt
Organism: Nezara viridula (southern green stink bug)
Lineage: Eukaryota; Metazoa; Arthropoda; Insecta; Hemiptera; Pentatomidae
Source: the annotation of a GenBank genome assembly